AUGUUACCAACGUUAUCUGAUCUAUGCUAUUUUUGUUUGAAUGAUACCUUACAUAAACACGAUGAAUUACUUUCUGCAUUACCAUUAUCGAAAAUCCGAACAUUAUUAGUACGAGAUUUAUCUUAUGAUUUAAUGUCCAUUUAUGAAACUAUAUCAAUUACAAAUUUAACACUUUUCGAUUGUUCUUUUAAUGAUUUAUGUCAAAUUUUGAAAUAUGUACCUAUGUUAAAAUAUUUAAAUGCCGGAUGUAUGGAUAGUGAUGUCAAAGACGAUAAAUUUCUAAAAACAGCUUUAUGCCUCGCUAACAAUCAGGCACUUUUAUUAAUAAAACUAAUUAUACGUAUAAGCUCCAUUACAUUUGUUGAUUUUGAAAUGCUGUUAAAACAAACACCAAAUUUGAGCACAUUAAUAUUAUCUUCUUCUAGCAGACACCUGAUUAAUGCUUAUGAUUGGGAACAUUUCAUUUCAAUUUUAUUACCUCAUUUAAAUCAUUUCGAAUUUAAAUUCUAUAUUAGACUUAUAGAGAAAGACGACACAGAUCGAACAAUUGAUGAACUAUUUCAUAUAUUUAAACAAUUUCAAACAGAUUUUUGGCAUAAUCAACAUCAUUGGUAUACUGAAUAUUAUGUACACAAGGAUAUGGCAAUCAUAUAUACCAUACCCUAUAUAUCUCAAUACUUUACGUUAACACCUGAUAGAAAUAAACAUUGUAACAUAUUAGUGAACAACUCACAAUCAUUCGAGAGAGUUACAAAAUUAACACUAUCAUCAUCAGCACUGACAAAUAAUUGUAGACAUUAUUUUUCAAACGUACAAUCAUUACAUUUAGUAAAUUAUAAUUCUAGAUCCAUAAAUGAUCUCUGUGCAUUAAAUCCAGAAGAUAUACAAUCUAUUAAAAAUAUUAUUAAUCUAUCAAGUUUAAAACAUUUGGAUAUUGAAGAUCAUUAUAGCAUUAAUUUAUCAUUAGUAUUAUUAGAAAUGUUAAAACAAGCCCCUCAAUUAUCAUCAAUCACAAUGCGUACGUCUAGUGUAACAUUAUUGUUUGACAAUGAUCAACUAUGUCAAUAUUUAAAUAAAAUGAUUAAAAAAUUAAAUAUUAAAAAAUUAGCUUAUUUUUAUCCAUAUAUUCAUUCAAAUCAAAUUGAAAAAUUUUGUACUAUAUUCUCAAAUAUCGAACAACUUGAAUGUUCUAUUGAUCAAUUGGAUCAUUUAUUAUUAUUAUUAAGUCAUUUAUCAAAAUUAUCUAAUAUUACAGUUAAUAGCUCAUGUUUUCCUGACGAUAUCAAUCUCUGGUUACAUGAUAAAACAAUGGAAUUAAAAAGAAACUAUCUUUUUGAAUACACGGAAGAAAUAUUUUCACCUGAAAAUAAAACAUUAAAUAUUUGGAUUGGUGAAAAUAUUAAUUAA
Molecule: messenger RNA, 1407 nt
Organism: Rotaria sp. Silwood1
Lineage: Eukaryota; Metazoa; Rotifera; Eurotatoria; Philodinida; Philodinidae
Source: the annotation of a GenBank genome assembly